CUUUGAAGCGAGUGAGCAGAGGCCAUCAGCAGCCAUGGCUGAAGGCAAUGAUAAUGUGGAAGCCCCUCCAGUGGACCAAGCAGAGCCCGCCGCGUCUACUGAGAGGGCCAGCUUGAAAGACGAAGGCGGAGUGCCUUGGCCGGUGAAGAAAAGAGGGUGCACUGAUUUCUUCUGCAUUUGGGUCUAUGUCGCCGGUUGGGCGGCGUUCGCCUUCGUGACCUUCUUAGGCUUGCAGGAUGGCAACCCGACCAAGUUGUACGCCUCUCGUGAUUAUUCUGGCAGCUACUGUGGGGUGAAUGACAACUGGCAGACUAACUAUCAGUUGGAUGGCUUCCCAUCCCUCGGCUACACCAUGAACGUUACGGCAACGACUGACCUCAUCGUGAAGGAACUGAUUUGUUCUAACACUGCACGGGAUGCCUUCACUGUCGGUUACGGUGGCGUGGGGCCACUUCUGACUACGGCUGAAGAGCAACAGGCCUAUUUGUGCACCUGCUGCUUGACCCCCUGCAGUCGCUGUUCGGGGAGUCAUAAGAUCGAGCAUUUGGAUGCGAACAACCUGGAGUCGAUGAUUGGGGGAAAGAUGUCGGAGUUCACUGGGAGCUCCAGCGCUCUCUUCGACCCCAGUGGCAUGAAUGGAGAUUACUUCACCCAGAUUUGGAGUGAGGCGACCAAGUAUUUCAAUUUGGUUUGCCUGCCGAGUUGCGAUGUGAACUUUGAGUCCCUCUCGGAUGGCGCGCGAUCAUGGACCUAUGAAAUGGCACCAGACGAUCCCUUCAGUACAUAUUGGAACCUGCUGAACACCUCUGGGCCUGCAGUGAUCAAGGAGACGAUCAGCUCUUCGUUCACGUUUCAAGCACUGCCCCAGUCCACCUGCCCUUAUCCGGCAUCGAAAUGCGUGCCGAUGCCGGGAGCAGAGUUCACGGAGCUGGUGCCGGGUUACUGCAGUUUGGGCGUCACCGGCGCCGUGUCCACCCAGCUGGGCAGUGUGAUGUCCGAUGCCCUGGGCAGCAUGAGUAGCGAGGCCUUUCAGAGCGAGCUGGCGGAGUUCCAGAACUUCGGCACCUUGUUCGGCGACGCCAUCAAGACGGCCGACACCUUCGCCUUGGUGGCGGUUUGUUGCAUCCUGAUCGCCUUUGUCUACAUGGUCCUGUUGCGCUUUCUGGUUGGAACCUGUGUGUGGACGGCACUCUUUUCAGUGCUCUUGAUCUUCCUUUUGGGCGGUGGGCUGCUCUUCGCCCGUUCCAGCCAAUGUCAAGGGUCCGAGCUCUUCCAAACUGGCUACCAGAUUGCUAUUAACAGCGCCACGUACCUUCAGAGCAGCGCAACCAAUGCCGUUGGGACGGCGAUGGACGCAGACUACGAGGUGAUGAGCGAAGAGCUGGAUCCGGCGGAUGGCAGCAACUACACAGGCGCGCAGACGCGCACGGUGGACGGAUACUCGUGCAUCCCGUGGGGAACGAAUGGCACAAUGGCAGAAGCCUACACGCAGGAAGCCUACCCCACCACCGACUUGAAGGACAACUUCUGCCGCAAUCCUUACAACGCGGAGACGGCAACAGAUGAUACGAAGGCGAGCACCAUUUGGUGCUUCACCUCCGAUAGUGAGGUCCUUUGGCAGGAGUGUCAGCCCAUCGGUGUGCUUCGCCCAGUCUGCCAGAAUGGCUAUGCCGUCACCGACGAGUCCAUCCGCACCGUCUUGGAGUACUGCGCGUAUGUAGUGUGGAUCAUUGCCGUUCUGUACUUGCUUUUGAUCCUUUGCUUCUGCAGCCGAAUUCGAGAAGCCAUCGCAAUUAACAAGGUGGCAGCGAUCUUUGUGGCCAGCAACCCGGUGGUGAUCGUCGUGCCACUGGUUCAGGCGGUGGUCGCAGCUCUUUGGAUAGGCCUGUGGGUCUUCUUCGCCUCCUUCCUCCUCUCGCAAGUGCCCGAAAACUACACGCCCACCGGCACCUAUGAAACCUAUGCAGAGGCGCAUGGAACAGUAGACACCCCGGGGCAAUGUACUGGCCAGUGGCCCAUGGGCUUCGCCUACAAGGACGAUGACAAUUGCGAUUUGGUGAAUGGUACCUACCACUGCUGGAGGUGUGCGCAACCGCGCUACGCCUUUGACGUGCGCUUUGCAGUCUCCUUCUUCAUGCUGUUGUGGAACAAUGCCUUUAACAUCGCUUGUGGGCAGUUCAUCGUGGCUGGCGCUGCAGCCGCCUGGUUCUUCACUCCAAACUCGGAGAAGGGGAAGAAAGGAGUUGUGCGACAGUCCUUGUUCUGGGCCUUCAGGUACCAUUUUGGUUCCUUGGCCUUUGGCUCCUUCAUCAUUGCGGUGGUGGAAUUCAUCAGGUAUACUUUGCUCUAUUUGCAGAAGCAAGCAGAGGCACAGAAGAACCGGGUGAUGGUGUGCAUUUUGAGAAUCACCCGCUGCUGCCUGUGGUGCUUGGAGAAGUUCAUCAAGUUCAUCAACAAGAACGCCUACAUUCAGAUCGCCCUCACCGGAGCGAACUUCUGCACUGCGGCCAAGAAGGCCUUCUUCCUGAUCCUCAACAACGCCUUGCGCUUCGGGGCCGUCGCCUUGUUGGGCUCUGUGAUCAACCUGGUGGGGUACUUCUUCAUCAUUGCUGCCACUGUCGGGAUCGGCUACUUGCAACUGAUCAACAUGCACCCCACAGCCGCGCCCAUCUUUCCGAUGGUGUCAUAUGGGAUUUGCGGCUAUGUGGUCUCCCAUUUGUGCAUGAAUGUGUUCGGCUUGGCUGUCGACACCUUCCAACAGUGCUUCCUCCUGUGCGAAGAAGAGAAGGACAAGAUUGAAGGCCAGCAUGAUUUCGUCCCCACGCAGAUGCUGAAGAUCCUUCAGCUGAAGCCUUUGGAACAGCAAGGUUCCAAAGAUAUGGACAAGGAAUAGCUGCGUGGCCAAGGUGAUCAAUGGCGAGGGAUUCUGACGGCGAAGGAUGAAGACUACUUUGACUAUCUUUGAC
This is a messenger RNA of Durusdinium trenchii, 2966 nucleotides long. NCBI's taxonomy places the organism in Eukaryota, Dinophyceae, Suessiales, Symbiodiniaceae. The record is from the annotation of a GenBank genome assembly.